Messenger RNA from Cladophialophora yegresii CBS 114405, 1578 nucleotides. RefSeq lists its product as uncharacterized. The record is from RefSeq and is a predicted model, not a curated record. NCBI's taxonomy places the organism in Eukaryota, Fungi, Ascomycota, Eurotiomycetes, Chaetothyriales, Herpotrichiellaceae. Bases 1 to 1578 code for a protein of 525 amino acids. The transcript has 2 exons.
AUGACGGUUCACAAGCAAUAUCCCCCUCGCAACUAUGAGACCCUUGGAGACAGUGAAGAUGCGCUCAACCAAUCUCCCACAUCAUACCGACAAGGAGGCGAUGCAGACAAAUCGCGCUCGGCAGCAGUUGAAGCCCGGAGACUGGCGUCCCAGGGCUCAUGGGCCGACAACUUUACGGGCGGCACGCCUGCCACAAACAGGACGCCAUUAGCCUCAACUGUUGACGGCGAUGAACAGAGGGACGUCGAAUACCCAGAUAUGUCCCAAGAUGGGGAUCCAUCCGAUCCUCCCCCAGUCUAUACCCCCUCCGCCAGUACGCAGACGGCAUCGCAAUCCCCAGUAGCGCCUGCCUCCCCCGUGGCUGCGAGAUCAGUCCCUGCUACGGUCCCCGGGCCAGUAAGCACUCCCAACACACAAUCUCCUUCACACACACGUCCUGCCCAAACCCCGUUUCGACCCAAUGAUGAAGAGGAGGGUCCGUCGACUCUACCUGAAGCUGUCCCGCAACCGCACCCGGGAAAUCCCAAUCAUCAUUACCAUGACCGUGAUGAGGAGGCAGAAGCAGCAGCAGACUCAGACUCCGACACUUUGCCGGUCUUCUUGCAGCAACAACAACAUCAGCGACCUAGGCGAAAAUGGUGCCGUGGCCCUCGAAAAGCCCGGUCGUGUGGCGACCGGCGAAACGGUUUCGGACACCGCCAACAUGACAAACAUCGAGCCCGCCGCUUCAAAAAGACAUGCUUCUUCCUGCUCGCACUACUGGCUUGCCUCUGGCUCCUGAUUCCAGGGCUCUGCAAGUCCAUCAAGAAUGACGGCCGUUACGAUCUUCCGAACUUCGGGAAGCAGCCAUCGCAGGCUCCAUGGCCACCCGAGAAGCGUGAACACCGCGAGCACGAAACCUUCAGAUCUAUCACUGGCACAUAUCAACUGUACGAUCUACUUGAUUUGUCUACAACCAGCGGCAGCAUUACCGUUACGAUCGAAGUUCAGCCUGGCGACAAGCCGGCCGUGCUCCGUCUCUCAAGCCAAGCGGGAAGUGUCAACGUGAGGAUGACCUCUGGAGGUGGCCUGUUCAAGAAACGAGUUGUCUCUGAGGUGGCGAAGUCGAGGGUUCUUCAGACCGAGAUAUCUAGCAGCGCAGGCAGUGUCUCAGGCAACAUUGUUCAUGGUAACGGCGGUACAGCCUCGAUCUCUACGAACGCCGGUUCUGUCAACUUGGAUAUCUACACAGUUGGUGUUUCGGAACUGGAUGCGCAUUCACGUCUUUCGACUGUUACAAACCAGGGAAGCCAGCAUGUCAGGGUGUACUCUGACGUUAGUAACACAGAGCCAAUCCGGGCUCUUGAGGCUUCCCAUACAGUGCGUGGUAGUGGGAGUAUGACGAUCGAGUACCCGACUGAGUGGGAGGGGAUGGUGCACAUGACCUCUCACGGCUCUGGCAGUAUGAGUGCCAGCGGCCGCGGCCUGAUCGUACGCAAGGAGAGCAGUCAUGAACUCUAUGGUUACAAGGGAUCAAAGGAGGGGACAACGGUUGAGAUAUCGGAGCUUGGGAGUGGUAGUGUGAGGUUUACAUGCUAA